AUGGGUGCAUGUACUCAGUCUGUUUUACGCUUAACUGAUUUCCAAAGUACGAUCUCGGAAAGGAUACUGUGGUAUUCGAAGGCAAUCAAGCCAACAGAAGGGAAUUUCCUUGCUGGUAGUUAUGAAAUGUUUUUUCGAGAAACAGUGCCUCCUCGAGAAAUAGAUUGUAAAGGGACGAUUUUGUUAAUCCAUGGACAAUCAUUUUCAUCAUCAACAUGGUUGGAGAAUUCAACGAUGCAGAUUUUUUCUGCUGCUGGAUAUCGCUGUUUAGCAUUUGAUAUGCCUGGUUGUGGGAAAACUGGUGGGUCAACGGUUCCAGAUUCUGAAAAAGCUGAAGUAAUUCCCCUGGUAAUGCAGGCACUCGAACUUGAUAACGUUAUAGUCAUUGGGCACAGCAUGGCGGGGCAGUAUGUCGUACCGCUACUUGGAGCGAGUCAUAUAGCUUGUGUAGUUGCAAUUGCAUUGUCAAACACGAAUGUAUUACCAGCUACUCCAGAAAGUAUCAAAACAUCAGUACUGGUAAUAUGGGGAGAAAAAGAUACCAGUCUAGGACCUAAUGCUGCUUCUAAUCUCAGUAAACUGCCUAAUUCCAAGCUGUUGAGAAUACCUUCAGCAGGACACGCUUGUUACCUCAGCAAUCCAGUGGCAUUUCAGUCAGCUUGUUUGAAUUUUUUUGAAAUAAUGGGUUCUUGUAUUGUUUCAUCUGUAUAA
Messenger RNA from Thelazia callipaeda (thelaziosis nematode), 711 nucleotides. The record is from the annotation of a GenBank genome assembly. Lineage: Eukaryota; Metazoa; Nematoda; Chromadorea; Rhabditida; Thelaziidae.